UCUCCGAGAGAGACCGCGAACACGGCGCACUCCCUUUAAACACGGUCUUAUGACUGAGAACCCGCUCAAUCAGCUGGCUAAGCAAGGAGCAGACAGGAGUAGCCUACAAAACACCGGGACAGGAGAGGUGAGAGGAACAUCGGCGCAAACAAGCUCUCUAGCGAUAGCGUACUUUUGUGGACAUCGGAUAUUUGGAGGCAACUGCCUGGAAUUGGAGCGGAAAACCGAAAUAAUUGUAGCCUUUCUCUGUACCCGUCUUCCGGUGACCCCAUCUCUGUGGACCCGCCCCCUCUGACAUCAUCAUCUCUAUAUAUUACCUUUGACCCUGCACCGCGAAGGCCAUGCGUCGCCUGUCGAUCACCUCACUGUUCGUCUGCUUCUGGUUGGUGGAGAGGGGUCAGUGUGACGCUAGCCUUCAGGACACCAUGGGAGAGCUGCACACAGAGUUCGCCGUCAGCCUCUACAAAGCGCUCAAAGAGACCGAGAACAACUCCAACCUGAUCGUGUCGCCGGUGAGCGUCUCGCUGUCCUUGGGACUUCUGCAGCUGGGCGCCCGUGGCAACACGCUGGCACAACUGGAGGCUUCACUGGGAUAUGACCUCAACGACAUGCAAGUGCAGGACUUCCUGUUGCGGUCGCAGGGGGACGUGGGUAACUCCAGUCAAGGGGUGCGGCUCCAGCAGGCAUGCGCCCUAUUCAUCCAGACUGGCGUCCAGAUCCUUCCUGCUUUUACCCAGCAUGCAGCAUCCCUGAGCAACAGCAGUCUGGUCCGAGCCAACUUCAGUCAGCCCAACCACACCCACAGCCAGCUGGAACAGUGGGGACGCAACCAUGGCACCGGUGAGCCGCUCCAGUCCGUUGGCAGCGGGGAGCUGUUUGGGUCUGGCGAGGCCCAGGGAGAGACCUCGUGGUGGGGCAAGCGGCUGCAGAUGGCCCUGGUCAACACAGUGAACUUCCGGGGAGUGUGGCAGAAACAGUUCCUCUUCACUGACACCCAGAACCUUCCCUUCACCCUGUCGGACGGCAGCACCAUCAAGGUGCCCAUGAUGUACCAGGCCACAGAGGUCAACUUUGGUCAGUUCCGCACCCUGUCAGACCAGCGCUACACGGUCUUGGAGCUGCCGUACCUGGGCCGCGUCCUCAGUCUUCUGGUGGCUCUGCCCAGUGACAGGAAGACACCUCUGUUCUCGCUGGAAUCCCAGAUAACCCCCCGCGCUGUGGCCACCUGGGACACUGGCCUCCGCAGAACCAAGAUGGAUGUUUUCCUCCCCAGGUUUAAAAUGCAGAACAAGUUCAACCUGAGGUCGGUUCUGCCGUCAAUGGGGGUCAGUGACGCCUUCAACCCAAUGGCAGCAGACUUCACUGGCAUCUCAGCGGAGGAGGGCCUGUACGUGUCCGAUGCCUUUCAUGAGGCCAGGAUAGAGGUAACAGAGGAUGGGACCAAGGCCGCUGCGGCCACAGCUAUGGUGCUACUCAAACGCUCCCGCGCUCCCGUCUUCAAAGCAGACCGACCUUUCUUCUUCCUCUUGCGACAAGUCAGCACAGGAUCUGUUCUAUUCAUGGGGCGUGUGGUGAAUCCAGCUGAACAGGCACCCUAGGACUCCCUUACCCCCUCCACCACCCUAGGACUCCCUUACCCCCUCCACCACCCUAGGACUCCCU
Molecule: messenger RNA, 1662 nt
Organism: Coregonus clupeaformis (lake whitefish)
Lineage: Eukaryota; Metazoa; Chordata; Actinopteri; Salmoniformes; Salmonidae
Product: probable serpin E3
Exons: 7
Coding region: 342-1598 (418 amino acids)
Biological process (GO): negative regulation of endopeptidase activity
Molecular function (GO): serine-type endopeptidase inhibitor activity
Source: RefSeq, a predicted model, not a curated record